CCUAAAGAGAAAUUCGUUCUGUCAAAUUUCCGAAGCGCAAAAUCUGAUUCUUUCCCCGCGGCUUUUUCUGUUUACUGGUGCAGAAGUUCUGCAGAAUUGAAGACUGUUUUCCAAAAUUUUAUUUAUUGUCUCGAGCAAGUGUAAAAAAACAUACCACUACGCAAUGGUUGAGAGAAUUGAGGACCUGAAUCUACCCAACUCGGUGGUGACCCGUUUGAUGAAGGAAGCUCUUCCCUGCGACGUAAAAAUCGCAAGCGAAUCCCGAACGGCGCUGACGAGAGCCACUUCCGUCUUCGUUCUGUAUCUGACCUCUGCGGCAACUGCGGCGGCCGAAAAGAGGAAGCAGAAAGUCCUUACCGUGGAUCACGUUCUGGCCGGUUUGGAGGAAAUCGAGUUUGACAGCUUCAUAGAACCGCUCAAGAAGGACCUGGAAACCUACCGGAAAACUAUGAAGAACAAAAAAGAUAAAAAAGGUGACAAAGCGGAACAUGAGGAGCCCAUGGAAGAAGGAGACGAGGAAGAUUAGUGUAAGAAUAUCUGUAAUGUGUUAGAUGUACGUUUUGAAUAAAUAUUUAAUUAAACAGCUUAA
This is a messenger RNA of Aedes aegypti (yellow fever mosquito), 589 nucleotides long. It is a transcript of the gene Chrac-14, whose product is annotated as DNA polymerase epsilon subunit 3. The transcript is spliced from 2 exons. The record is from RefSeq and is a predicted model, not a curated record. Bases 164 to 526 code for a protein of 120 amino acids. Lineage: Eukaryota; Metazoa; Arthropoda; Insecta; Diptera; Culicidae. Gene Ontology annotation, biological process: heterochromatin formation; leading strand elongation; DNA damage response. Gene Ontology annotation, molecular function: chromatin DNA binding; protein heterodimerization activity. Gene Ontology annotation, cellular component: epsilon DNA polymerase complex; CHRAC.